Messenger RNA from Brassica napus (rape), 4631 nucleotides. RefSeq names its product probable NOT transcription complex subunit VIP2. The transcript has 5 exons. Bases 2872 to 3561 code for a protein of 229 amino acids. Lineage: Eukaryota; Viridiplantae; Streptophyta; Magnoliopsida; Brassicales; Brassicaceae. The record is from RefSeq and is a predicted model, not a curated record.
CAAAAAAUGGAGCAAAAGAAGCUUGUCAGGAAGUACGUCGGGACGUAUGACAGGGAGUAACGCAGGAAGUUCUACAGCGCGCAGCUGUGAGUAACAAGCCGAAAGUAGUACAUCAGUGCAACAACAUGAAGCUCAGACAGGAGGUUCUGAAGCAUGGUUGUGCAGCUGGUACAAGGAAGGAGACUGAUCGGUGCAUCAUCAACUGUGUCAGACCAAGCAAGAAGCAACAUCGGAUGUGCUCUUGGUUCUGUGGGAAGGUUGGACACAAGAAGGUGAAGUGUUUUGCUCGUGAGAAGAGCAGAAACAUGACCAAGAAGGUGAACAAGACGUUCAUUAAACCCAAGAGGGUUGAAGAGGUGCUCUUAGUCAAGAGUGGCUUACUUGAUGAGGUCAAUGAAGAGACGUCAGGAGAAGGGUGCAGCUCUGUUGAGAGUGAUCUUGAGGUUGAUCAAGAAGCAUCAAAUCUGGAGCUAGGACACGAGGUUGUUUGUGGCACAAAGGAGAAAGAGAUCGAAGUGCGUCAGGAAGUGAUGCGAGAUGAUCUUUAGGAGGGUGAUAGUGAAAUCACUCCAAGACAAUAGAAACGAGUGCAGAGAGCACUCGGUGUGGAUGGGGAGGGGCUCAUGGUCAAGAAGAUGACACAUGACGGAAGCCAGGUCCUCAACAUAAGCUGGUCGAAGGGUAGUUUGACAGGUGCGUCAGGUCAUGAUGCAAUACUUGUUCUUCCGCUGCAGCAGGGGUUGUGUCAUGAUUACACAUGAAGAAACAGACGGUUGGGUCUGUAAGGCUUGACAUCUAAGCAUCUGUUUUAGCUUUGUAUGCAAUCAAACAGGGGAAGAAUGGUGAUGUUCUGGUACAGAGUAUGCAUAUCUCAUGGGGGAGAAAAUCAUGGUGUGGUGCACAUCUCGUGGGGGAGAAAAGCACAUUUUGUGUGGAACUUUCCAGGUGAGGAACAUGGUUGCAACGUGGUUGCUGAACCAAGAGAAUGUUGUGCUUGAUCGGCACACAAAGCUAAAAGGGUUAGACUGAAGAUGUAAGAUGUCUGCCCUGAAGUAGUCGCUGACGUAGUUGCUAAAGCAGACGUCGUGUUGAAUGGUGAAGACCAUGUGGAGUGAAGGUGCUGAGCUGGAGUCGUGUAGACUUGGAGAGAAAGAGAGUAUCUUAGAGAUAUGGAAAGAGGGAUAAACUUGAGGAGCAAGUUUAUGAAUUAAAAGAAGAGGAAUAAGCGCAUUCCAAGAAAAAGAAAGUUGCACUUAAUGUUAUGGAAGACGUUCGUAUCCAUGUUGCCUUGGAGACUAGGAUUUCGGGAACGUGGAGAAUAAUAUAAGAUAGCUAUGGGUCGUCUGUAAAGAGACAGAGACACAGAGGGUGAUCUUAUAGAGAGAGAUAAGCUCUUGGAAGUGUUGUGGAUCGUGCUGAAGCAGUGGCUGAAGUACUUGACGGAAGAGAGACACAAGCAGGUAGCUUAGGAAUCUUUCAGUAGCAGUUGUUAGGGUGUAACAGACUGUUUAAAGCUGAUUAAGCAGAUCUUGUAAUAGAGUGUACAAGUCGAUUUCUAAUAAAGCUUAAGUGUUGCUUGUAGUUGUUUUGUCUCCUUGAUUUAUCUUCUGCGGUACUAUUGUGUUUGCAUCUUGCACUUACAGACAGUUCAGAUGUCUACUCCUUUAGGGUAGUUCUCAUUGAAGCGCUAUGCGUCGGGCUUUGGACCUCACACUAGUGGAAAAGAAAAUGAACUUAGCUGAGUGGGCACUAAACUGCUACAAGAAAGGCAUGCUUGAUCAGAUUGUUGAUCCCUUUCUGAAAGGCAAGAUCACACCAGAGUGCUUCAAGAAGUUUGCUGAAAUAAACCGCUAUGAAAUGUGUACGAGACCAGGGCAUAGAGAGACCGUCUAUGGGAGAUGUUCUGUGGAACUUAGAGUUCGCGUUGCAGCUUCAGGAAAGCGGGGAAGAGAGCGGGAAGGGGAUAUGGAGUGAGAUGGACAUGGAUCAGACUAAGUACGAUGAUGAUAAUUGUAAAAGGAAGAACAAUAACAAGGGUUUUAUGGUGGUGGUAGUGAAGAUUUUGAUGGACUCGCAUUACGUGAUGUGUUUUCUCAGAUUUUACGUGGGAGUAUUGGAUGAAGUAAGAUAAGAACAAGUAAUCAAGAGUAUAAUAAUAAUAAGUAACCAGGGUUGGGUUUAGUUACUUACUUUAUUUAUGUUUAGGCUUUUGCUGAGCAAUAAGAGAGAGAGUGUUAUUUGAGAAUGAAUUGGGCAGUGCUAUCCUCUUCCAUUCUCCUCCUCUGUACGGUGUGGACAUAUAUAUCCCGCGAUUCUAAGAUUUUCGGAGUUCAAUUUUGUUACUUCACUGUUGAAAUCAUGCUCUGGUGUUAUUACGUUUGUGUUGAUUGAUUUUUAUUGGAUUUUCGUCAGUUUUGAUAGUUUUUGCAUUUGAUUUCUCGUUCUGAAUAUAUAUGCGGCCGAUCUUCUUGCUUCUUCUAGAUGAACAUUGUUUAGUUAUAUACUAUGUUGGCUUCUCUGGUCCUGCACCAUGCAUGGUUAUUAAGAUUUAUGUGAAUUACAGUUUCCUGUGUUUGGACAGCUUUUUAAUUUGGAUCCUCGUCAGUUUUGAUAAUUCUGAAUCUUUUCAUUGCCUAUCGAUUUCCUGUUAGAAGUUGAUUUCAUGGUUGCUGAUUCCUUUAUCUCCCGCUGAUGCGUGUAUAUAGUUACUAUGUUGACUCCUCUGGUGGUUGGUUGUUAAGUCUUAUGUGAAGCACUGGUUCUUGUGUUUGAUCUCAGAUCGUAGGCUGUUGUGUGUGUCUUGUAACCGAAUGAUAUAUUGUCUCGCGUGAUUGUCAGCUCCUGCAAUAUCAAACCUUCAUUCCUCUCUCAAUGGUUUUAGCUUCGAAUCUACCAGAUGGGUCGGGGAGAUCUUUUGAUGCUUCGUAUUCUGGUGCGCCGUCUCCCAGUUUUCAUCAUUCUGGUGGAAGUCUUCAGGGACUUCAUAAUCUUCAUGGGAGCUAUAAUGUUGGGAACAUGCGAGGUACACUUUCAUCAAGAAACUCAAGUAUGAAUAGUAUACCAUCUCCCGGUGUGCAACAACCUAAUGGGAGUUUUCCAGUAAAGGAUUUGAUUCAAGUAACAUACAUGUUGCUCUCUCUCAGUUAUCUCAUAAUAGCUCACAUGGGCAUUCCAGAAUCCCAAACAGAGGAUGAAUUAAUGGAGUUGGUGGUUCUAUUCCUGGGGUUCUCUCCACGUCUCAGUAAUCGGAAUAGUGUUCCAAUGGGAAUGUCCCAAUUGUUGGCAAACGCAGGUCCUCGAAUAACAUCAAAUGCAAUGGGGAACAUGGUUGGUGGAGGUAACUCGAGGAAUAUUAGCUCUGGUGGAUUGUCUAUUCCUGGCCUUUCGUCGCGUCUAAAUUUGGGAGCUAAUAGUGGAUCAGGGUUAAGUGUUCAGGGACAGAACCGAAUGCUGGGUGGACUUCCUCAAGUUCUGCAUGGAGAGCUCUUGAGUUGGCAAUGUUAUGCGCGGAUCUUCAUUCUACAAACCGACCAACCAUGUCCCGUGUUAUUAUCGAGCUAAAAGAGUGUCUUGCGUGUGAGAAAUCUGAGGAUAAGUAAGAAUCGAGGUUUGGAAAAUCGCGAUGAAAAUUGGACGCUUCGGUGGUUCAUGGUCAAGAUAGUUUGUGCAGGAACCAGUACCGGGUCAUUCCUUAUGCUUGUGUUUUUAAGUUUUUUGUCUACUUGUGCGUGUGGUACCAAUGAAAUUAAGAAAACAGUGAUUUUUGGUUAUCAACUUAUAAGAAUAUCUAAACUAUUACAAAUUUGAAAUAACCCUUAAUUCACUUCUAAUAUUACAACUCAAUGCCAUUGCUUUUAUUAAGCGACACUUAACAUAAUUAUAAACCACCGAAAUUAAAGUUACCUUGCAAACCAACUAUACCGUUUUUCUUAACAAUUAAUAUUGGUUUAGUUUUGUCUACAGAAUCAUUGUGUACAUGUUUCAAUGCCAUUAAUUUCUCGGUUUGGUAUUUUCAACAGAAUCAAAUCCAACCAAUCAAUAAUUCAAUUUCAUACUUCUUUAUAACAAUUUUGUAAAACCUACCACAUCAAAACAGGUCCACAAUAUAAAACAAAAUGAGUUUUAGUUCAUAAUUUUUUUGUUACAUUUCUGAGUUUCUUCCUUAUAUUUACAAACCAUUUGUGAUGAAAUUUUUUUUUUUUGAUUUAGAUAAUUUAAUAAAAUGAGUCAAAAUUUUAAAGAAUAUUAAAAGAUAUUUUCAGUCCACAAUAUCUAAACUAAUACUUUCGUAUAUUUUUUAAAUCAAUAUCGUUUAAAAAACUUUUCCUAUAUCUAAGCAAUCAGCAUCAAUAAACCGAUAACAAUCAACAUUGUCUGUAUAUCAUUAUGUUAAAACCACCUUGCACAUCACAUCCGAUUUAUCUAAAAAAGCAAAUAUAUUGUUACCUAAAGAUCUUAAUCCAAUUAACUAGAUCUCGAUUAGAUCCGCGCAACCGCGCGGAUUUUUGUUUUCAUUUAUUUUUAUAGAAAUAUUUUGUUUCAAUUCUAAAUUGGCAUAUAUUAUAAUAUAUAUGUGUCUAUCAAUUUUUAAAACAUAAUAAGUUUACUGUAUAUUUUUUUCAUUGAAUAGA